UGUUAAUUUAUUAUUUAACUGCAGCUGUAUUUGGUAGUUAACCAGUCAUAAGUAUCCCGCAAACGCACCAAUUUCUAACCGCAUAACCAGUCGUACAAAUCUCUUAAAACCGCUAGAAACCGCAACCAUCCGCAUCUGCAAACGCCCGCAGCCGCAACCGCAACCGCUGCGUUUGAACCAGUCAGGCCCUGAAUCUCUCAUUUGAUCAAGUCAUACUUUUUUUUGAAGAUUAACACUUUGUAACUAAAAAUAGAAAUUUUGACAAAAAAAAAAUAGAAAUCAGUGCAUGUAGCCUCCCUUAUGUUUAGUACUCGAUUUCCACCUUCAAUAUUCCCACUUUUUGCUCAUUUCAGCUUGCUAUUUAACUACCUCAGAACAUACAAUAUUUUCCAAAAUAAAUAGUUUCAAAUUUCUCAAAAAAUAUUUUAUUCUGAGGCAAAUUAUCACGAGCGCUACUAAUUAACCCAAAAUGAAGUUUAUUCCAUUGAUGUGCAUCGUCUUUGUGAUGAUGUUGACAUCAUUCCCGGCUACGAUCAAUAGUGAUUGCCUUAAAACUAUUAUGUCGUGUAUGCCCGGAGUGGAAGACAAAGUUCCGAUAAAUAACCAGUGGAAGGCAAAAUGUUGUGCAGUUUGGAACGGGACAAUAACACCAGAAUUAUUAGCUUGUGUCUGUCGUGUAAGGAAAAAUCCUAUCGACAAUUCGUUUUUUAACCGAGUUUUAAGAACUUGUCAAUUAGGAAAUGCACGAUUCAAGUGUUAACGAUGUUAACAUAAAAUUGUCAAAUCACCUAUGAUCGUCAAACUAAACUGGAGAUAAUAAGGGUGAAAAUGCAGAAUUUGCCAAGGCUUAAAAGAAGAUGUGGGAUAUCAAUCCGGCGACUUAGGAACUUAAUUACAAGAUGUCCAUUACUUUGUGAUUCCUAAAUAUUUUUUUUGCAUAUCUACACCAACUUUUUUCCCUUUGUUAGAUGUACACGAGAGCUUAUGCCAAUAAGAUGACAUAAAAGCAAGUGUGUUUCUUUUCUUCAAAUGUUUUACAUACAUGAAAAUAAUUUUUUUACAGGUGUAGAUUCAUUGCUUAGUACUCCCUCCGUGUACAAAAAAUGAUGUUUUAGUUUUUUUCGUUGUACACAAAAGAUUUUGAUGUUUUGACUUUAAUUAAUGCAUUUUCAUUUAAAACUAAAAAUAUUAAUUAAAAUAUUAAUAAAAGUAUAUCAACCUUUAUUGGGAAACAAAUAACACUAACUAAAAUUAAUUAACAAAUAAUAAUUAAUUAGUUGUUUAACAUGUGUACACGUCCUAAACAUCAACCUUAUAAAUUCAGAGGUAAUAGUAUUUUGGUUUUAUAGAGAAGCAGGCACUUACAAGUAUAUGAAAGCUCGAUCAUAUUGAAGAGGUUGGUAAGUUAUCGACCUCUAUAACAACCUAUCAAUGAUGCUAAACCAAAAUCAGUUCGUAUACAUAUGGAAAAUUUUCGCUGCGUUUGAUUCCUUGUCAUUUUGUUAUGGAACAAAAUGAAUAAAUAUUCAUUUUUAUUCCUUUUAUUUCGUUCUUAUUCAUUUAUUUCCUACUCAUUCAUAUUCCUAUUUUAAUGGCCACCAUUUAGAGCCAUAAUGAUAAGCUUAGAUCGACAAUAUCUCUUUUUUUUUCUGUAAUUAAAGUCCUUCCCUUAGCUUUACACUAUAAUAAACAUUUGCAAAAUCUUAAUACUGACUGAUUUUGGUAUAUUAUCUUUUUUAUCUUUGUGACUGAUCCUAAAUAAAGGGACAAGUUAAACGAUUACUCAAAGUUUAACAACAAUUUCUGCCAAACGAAUUUCAAAAGACAUGCCAAUUUUCAUGGUUGAUCAUUAAAAAUGUAUAUAGAAGGUCAGAUUGGGUACAAGCAGGGGCGUAGCCAGUGCAUGACUAAUGGGGGUACGUGCACCCGUAAUCUUUUAGAUAUUAUGAUUUUAGUAUCUAAACUGCCAAGAAAAUUAGCUAGGAAAAAUGGUAAGAGUGUACUUGUGCACCCAUUGAUAUCUCAAGUUCGAUCCUUCUUUUGGUAUUUAUUUUAAUUAUAUAAGAUGUGCACCCAUUAAAAUAAAAUUCUGGCUUCGUCCCUGGGUACAAGACUACAAACUAAGUGACUUUCACUUAAUAAUAGUUGAUUACCAUCGGAUAAACUUACAAUAUGUCAUAAAUAACCGAUGCAAAAAUGAUAUUAUAAAUAAAUUUUCACAAAAAUAUAAACUAUAAAUAUAUUAAAAUAACUUUGUAUGAACAUAAAUGAUCAUAAAGAAUUCAAAAAAAAAAUCUCUAUUUUAACUUUGUUUUUGCUUAAUCUUUUUAGUUUUUUUACACACUUAAUAUACUCAUAAUAAUAAUUCCAAACUAUUAAAAUUAUUUUAAUAAUUUAAAUUUAUCUUUUAUGCAUCUAACGUAUAAAUCACUUAGCAUUAACAAAAUAUUUCAACUAUUUUGUAAAUUGUCUAUAUCCGUUCUGAAAACUUAACUGAUUAUAUUUGCUUAUGCAAUUAAUUAAAGCUAGUUUCGACCUCCUCGUCUUCAGUCCCUGGUGUCGAUACCUUGUUCCUUUUUUCCUCACCUUGUUCCAACCUCACCGGUCUCCAUUCCCUGUUAUUUCACUGUGGAGAGUAGCGAGGCAAAACUUGAUUAUAUCUCUUAUCUCUCUGCCUCUCGUAAUUUUCUGACAGUUUACGUUGUGAAUCCGGGGAGCUAUGUCGGCUGGGACUGGUUCGACAUGCACUCCGUGAGUCGAUAGGAUAGGAAGAUCUCUGUUUCUUCCUCUCGUUAUUGGUUCAGUUCGAGUAUCCUGAGUUUGUUCUGAACCGCGAUCGAUCACCUUCACGUACCAUGCAAGAAAAAGGAUAUUAUAAAUAACUUUUCAUAAAGAUCUUGCAUUCAGAAUUUAUGAGAGUCAUCUUCAUAAGAUUCAUCAUCUUCAGAAGAGUAAUCAUCGUCACCACCAGGGUUGUCUUCUUCUUCACCACCCUGUGAAAAAAUUUAAGUUCAUCUACCAUUUGAAGUGGAUAGAUUAAAGUUUAAGUUUCUAUUCCCCAAUCGAAUAUCUCACCCUUGGUUAAGAACAACGACCAUUUGCUAUCUAAAGUUUAAGUUUCUCUUAUUGGUUCAUUUGCUGUUUGGAAUGAAUAAAUUUGAAGUAUCUCUUCUCCAAUAUAUUCAAUGUUGUGCUUACUUAUAUUUCUAACGAUUUCAGAUUAUUGUUUCUUGGGCUAUUUUUGGCAUAAAAGUAUUUAAUAAACUAUCACUUAACUAUUAUACUAGACUUUAGAGGAUUUCCACAAUUGUUGUUUAAAAAAAAUGGAUCAUAGCUAAGUCAGUUAGUGCUAUUAUCCUUCUAACGGUUUCGGAUAAUGUUGAGAUAACAACUAUAUAAAUACAUAUAAAUCAUAAAAGACAGAAGAUAUGAAUUUGAAACCAAACCCUAAAUUUAGAAAUACACACAAGUCAAUGACCCUGGCUUAUCAUAAACAACUGAACUACAGGUUUCAUUACUAAAUAUAAAUCAGUUUAAAUCUUUGUGUUGUCACAUGUAAGUCAUCAUCUUGAACAAAAAAAAAAUCUGAAACCUCUUUCUUUCAACAAAAAAAAAAAUGAUGAGCUCAGACGAAGAUGUGGUUAGUUUCAUCACCGUGCUUGGCAUUGCCGUUUUCAUUGGUCUCUGCUUCUUGCUUAUUGUUCUUAUAGCAACCUCAGCGAUCAUCCUUGUAAUCUACGUCAUCAUCGACUGUAUUCUCAGACCAUUCUUAGGAACAUGUCUCGACCUAGAUCUCGAGAUCGGAGUCCAAAGAGGCCAACACCGUGCUAGAAUCGUUACGUACCAUGCAAUCAUCCCGACAGAUCUACACUUACCAUAUUCCGAGAGAGAAGAAAAAAGAAAACGAGGGUUGACACAAAGCGAGAUUGAAACCCUACUCCCGAAAUUGCGUUUUGGACAAGGCAACAGCCACGAGGACGAAGAGAGGUCGAGAGAAUGUGCCAUUUGUCUCAGUGGUUAUGUUGUGAAUGAAGAAUGUAGAGUGUUUCCGGUUUGCAGACAUAUGUAUCAUGCGGUUUGUAUUGAUGCUUGGCUCAAGAAUCAUCUCACGUGUCCUACUUGCCGUAAUGAUUUGCCAGAUUCAUGACAAUGACAAGCCUGUUUUGGAUUUGUCGAAAGCUGUACAUAUAUAUUUUACUCUUUUUCAAGAGCUCUUUAAAUCCAAAAAUCCACUUGCUAAUUUUAUUCUUCACGUUGAUUCACCUUCAUGUGCUUUGCAAAUGGCGAGUUUAGUCAGAAACAGAGGACACAUGUCCUGCAAAAACUGGGGAAUGGCUUGACCUUUUAUUAGUUCUAUAUAAUCAUUACUAAGUCUGAGUCAAGAUUACAAUCUAAAAGUAAUCAAUGAAAACAUAUACUAACAUUACAUAAGUCAUCAAAUUUCAUCAUCAAUUAAAAUGUAUAUGAAAACUAAUUCUAAGUUUCUCAAUUAGGCAUGGACGAUUCGAUUCUUAUUUUGUUUGGUGGUUUAAUUUUUUAUUUUUUUUAAACGUUCUGAUAUUUUUAAAAUUCCUUUUAGUUUCAAUUCUGUUUUUUUUUUCAGCUAACAAAAUUAGGAAACAUGUUAAUAUCUGAAAAUUCAUGUUAAUUUCGGUUAAAGAUUUUUUCAUAAUUUUGGAGUUUCAGACAAAAAUCCGCAUUAAAUAUUGAAUCAUC
Messenger RNA from Brassica rapa (field mustard), 4716 nucleotides. RefSeq names its product putative RING-H2 finger protein ATL19. The record is from RefSeq and is a predicted model, not a curated record. NCBI's taxonomy places the organism in Eukaryota, Viridiplantae, Streptophyta, Magnoliopsida, Brassicales, Brassicaceae.